Messenger RNA from Phyllotreta striolata, 750 nucleotides. The record is from the annotation of a GenBank genome assembly. NCBI's taxonomy places the organism in Eukaryota, Metazoa, Arthropoda, Insecta, Coleoptera, Chrysomelidae.
UUAUUUGCAGAUAAUUCGAUAAGUCUUUCGAGCCGGUAUAUAAGCAUUUGCGACACCUGAUUCGCACUUUCGUGGUGAGUUUUCGACAAGAAAAAUUGCGAUAUGAUACAGAAAAAAGCAUCGAUUUUCCUGGCGCUGCUGGCGCUCCUGCAGGGCGUGGCCUCGCUGUCGGCCUACGCCGACGAGGACGGCGACAUCCUGCGCCCCUUCGUCAGCAACUCCCAGAAGCGCAGGAUAUGCGUGGAGCUGUGCCUGUCGGGGCUGGGCGGUUCGGCGUGCGGCGACGAGUGUGCCGACAUCACGCCGACCAACCUGCCCGUCCAGUCGGUCGAGGCGUCCGUGAGGGCCGGCAAGGCGGCCGGCUCGCCGCAGAAGAGCCCCAACAUCACGCGCGACGCCUCCUGCGACGUGCUGUGCCUCAACGGCCUCGGCCAGCCCUUGUGCACCUGCGACACGAGCGCGACUUCCAGCCGCCGGAGCGAGGCCAAUUUCCUCGAAAUCUGCAGUUUCUUCUGCGUCACGUACAACUACAGGAUAAGCGGUUGCCAGAAAUGUUCGAUUUAUAGGUCGUUGGUGCCGGGGAAUCGUAAUUUGGCGGUUUACACGAGAUUCGAGACCACCUUCGACUGGGAGAGCUGGUGCUUGGAGCAGUGCGGCAGAGGCAACGGCGGGGCGGCGUGCAAUUGCGACCGGCUGCCGCUGUAAUUGUAAUGAUGGAGCGUUGGUCGAUCGUAGCGCGAAAUUCGUCAU